UAAAACUAAAACAUUUUCUGUUGCAAUUAGUGUGAGGUAAAAUCUUAGUUUGACUGGACUAAUUAAUGCUGAAGUUUCCGGACAGGUUGAUAACAGUUAAUGAUUGACAAACCACGGGCUAUUGACAAUCCACAUGUGAUAUAUACGGCGUAUUCUGUUCAGGAUAAUAGAAACUUAAAUCAAGAUGGCGGCGAUGAAGAUGAUAAUAGAUGUGGACACUGGCGUAGACGACGCUUCAGCCAUAAUGUUAGCACUGGCCAGACCGGAAGUAGAGGUGGUGGCAAUAACUUGUGUUAAUGGCAAUGUCGGAAUUGAGGAUGUAUGCCGGAAUACUCUCAGAGUUUUGAAAGUGUGCAACAGACUUGAUAUACCAGUUUAUAAAGGUGCAGAAAAAUCUAUUUUGGGCGAAGGAGAACAAGCUUCACAUUACCAUGGCAACGAUGGACUAGGCGAUGCACCGAAUCACGAACCUGUAGAUGUUACCAUGAUUAAAAAGGAACAUGCUGUAAAUGCUCUUUUACGAUUGGUCAACGAAAAUCCAGGAGAAAUAACAUUAGUGGCUUUGGCACCAUUAACAAACAUUGCACUAGCCCUCAGACUUGAACCUGACUUCGGCAGCAAGUUAAAAGAAGUUUUCAUUAUGGGAGGAAAUAUAGAAGGAAAGGGAGGUGAUAGACUUGGAGCUGAAUUCAAUUUCUUUGCUGAUCCAGAAGCUGCUUACGUCACAUUACAAGAGCUUCAUUGUCAAACUACGAUAGUUUCCUGGGAACUGUGUAAAUCUGUAGGUGCAGGGGUUUCUUGGGAUUGGUAUAACCAAUGGGUGGAAGUGGACAGCAAUAAGGCACGUUUCUUUAAAAAGAUCUGCCACAUGACAGCUGAACGGAACAGAAAUAUCAUCAAAACAGAAGACUUUUCUUUGUGUGACCUAUUAGCUAUGGCUUUAGCUAUUGAUAAUAAUAUAAUAACGGAGUAUUUACAUGUAUGGUCAACUGUGGAAUUAGGUGGAGUUCAUACCAGGGGUCAGCUAAUUUCUGACUGGAGAAAUAAAACCAAAAAUCCUCCAAACGUCAGAAUAGUAAAGAAAUUUAGUAUUGAGAAAGCCAAAGAAUACUAUAUGUCCAUGGUUCUUUAACCAAUGUAAGUCUGUAGUUUAUACUCUUUGAAUAAAGUUUAGACUGUCAAACAAUGGUA
Molecule: messenger RNA, 1191 nt
Organism: Mytilus trossulus (common blue mussel)
Lineage: Eukaryota; Metazoa; Mollusca; Bivalvia; Mytilida; Mytilidae
Product: nucleoside hydrolase-like
Exons: 6
Coding region: 185-1132 (315 amino acids)
Molecular function (GO): hydrolase activity, hydrolyzing N-glycosyl compounds
Source: RefSeq, a predicted model, not a curated record